GCGACGGAAGCAGCGGCAGAAUGCUGGUCGACAAGUGCUCGCAAGAAAAGAGGAUGGCAAUGAACCCCUCAUGGUGGCUGUUAAGCAGGAGAAUCCGGAGUUUGACAGGUCCUCUUCUGCCGAGGAAGCUGCAGAGGAGUCUGGGCAACCAGAUCAGGAGGUCGUCUCGGCUCGAUUCGAGGCCGAGAAGCGCUGCCGUGAGGAGCUGCAAAAACGGCUGAAGGCAGAGGAAGAGGAGCUCAGAUGGCGACAAAUCAAUCCACCCGAAAGGACCCCGGUGGUGGUGCCUGCUCGGAUCCAGGUGCCCUCGCUGCUGAGCGAAGCGGAGCGCCGGGCCCGCGCCGAACUCCAGGCGAGGCUCAAGGAAGAGGAGCGCCUUAUUCAAGAGGAGAGGGCCAAAGCCCAGCUUCAAGCGAGGCUGCAGGCUGAAGCUGCGCAGGCACAGGCCAAGGCUAUGGCAGAGGCGCAGAAGGCGCAGGCGGAAGCCGCAAAGGCUCGUGCCAAGGCGGAGGCUGAGGCCCAAGCCCGUGCGCGGGCAGCA
Molecule: messenger RNA, 541 nt
Organism: Symbiodinium necroappetens
Lineage: Eukaryota; Dinophyceae; Suessiales; Symbiodiniaceae
Source: the annotation of a GenBank genome assembly